Molecule: messenger RNA, 1527 nt
Organism: Suillus clintonianus
Lineage: Eukaryota; Fungi; Basidiomycota; Agaricomycetes; Boletales; Suillaceae
Exons: 5
Coding region: 1-1527 (508 amino acids)
Source: RefSeq, a predicted model, not a curated record
AUGCCCCAGAUUCAGACUUUCGAUGAUUCUGAUGGCGAGAACUUUGAGGCCGAGAAUGAUGCCGUUAGUGAUGUCGACGAAGCAUCAGACGGCGAAGACCCAAGCGGCGAUGAGCUUGAAACAUUGAGGACAAUCCUCACUGUCCCUCGACCGGAAGCACCCAUGCACGAGGCACUCGAAACUGCACAGCAAGCAUACAACUCACUACGAGUUGAGUUCAAAGCUCUCAAGAAGGACUACCUUGUGCUCUCGGCUACUGUUCCUGCCCGCAGCCGUAACCGUGCACUCAAUAAGACAUCCGCUCUCGACAUGAAAAUCACUGCCGAAGGGAAGAAGUACACGUUGUUCUAUCAUUUCUGGGUCAUCCCUGGCGUCUUCCCAACAACUCCUCAGCCUGACAAUGACCCACAUAGUCCUACACGUUGGGCAUCUCCUGAGGCCAAACUCAAUGGUGCCAUGGCGGAAUUAUAUAACUGUGUGUCCAAGGACUUGCACAAAUCCAUGGAGAAAUAUACGGCAUUUGAUUCUCUGUUUCGUGCCGCAGUUAGUGCUGAGCGGUCAAAUAUUGUGCAUACUAUCAAGAGCUGUGCAAGUCUCAUCUUCUCAACACUCAAGCUCGAUCCCACUCUCUUUUCAUCUCAGACAGAUACCAGAAAGCGGGACGACCACGAUCUACUUCAUCUGCUGAAGAAGAAUGGCGAGGGAGAGUACAUUCGGCUGGCACCCAUUCUGUUUGCGAGGCCAGACACCAUGGUGGCCAAGGAGUUCCUCAAGAAUCCUGUACUUGUCAAAAUCAUUCGUGUUGAAAUGUAUGGGAAAAAGAUCCUUUCUGGAAAGACCAAGGGUCAGAAGGCUAGAGGACAGCGCUGCAAUGCACAAUGUGUCACUGAAGGUUUAAUUGCAGGUGCUGCAGUUAUGGCUCGGUUUUUGUUGACGCAUGAUCCUGAGUUCACUGCGACUGGCGCAGAGACCAAGAUCAGUUAUCAAGCAGACUACAAUUUCUACUUGGAGCGCUUGUUCAAGCGCACACCAUGGGCCUGUAGUGUCAUAGAUUUCUUCAACAAGGAGGUCUUUGACGUUACCAGUCGCAGUCUAGUACCAACUUCUGACGACUUUCCUUCUGCCACUCAAGCUCGAACAUGGGAGGAUGACCUCCUAGAUGAGCUUGAUGCUCCCGUUCAGAUACCGUCUGCUCUCACUUCCCUCCCUACUAGCUCAGCAGUGGUCGAUGUCGCCUCCAGUUACCGCGCUUCCAUAUCCGUCAACCAUGGUCCGUCCACAUCUGCAACUGCACAGUUGCAGUUGGGUGUUAGUCAGUUGACGCUGGACAGUGGCGCCGUCGCUGAGACAACCGCAUCAGCAAUUCGCAGUGUGUCUGCUCAUCAACCUCGAGUUCGCACUGCUUCCGGUGAGCCAGCCCAUGCACCCGAGCCUGAACCAGUCAAGCGUGUUACUCGUCAUGGUGGCAGCAACCGGGAAGUUGCUAGUAAACCUGGACCUAAGGGAAAAGGGAGGGGAAAGCGCUGA